Eremomyces bilateralis CBS 781.70 is the source of this 825-nucleotide messenger RNA. RefSeq lists its product as uncharacterized. The record is from RefSeq and is a predicted model, not a curated record. The transcript is spliced from 5 exons. Lineage: Eukaryota; Fungi; Ascomycota; Dothideomycetes; Eremomycetales; Eremomycetaceae. Gene Ontology annotation, biological process: double-strand break repair via homologous recombination; nucleotide-excision repair; DNA replication. The coding region runs from base 55 to 591 and encodes 178 amino acids. Gene Ontology annotation, molecular function: damaged DNA binding; single-stranded DNA binding. Gene Ontology annotation, cellular component: site of double-strand break; nucleus; DNA replication factor A complex.
CUAUGCCAUGUACACCCCGUGAAAGAAAUCCCCGUGGAGUUGUGAGCAAUUUAUAUGCCUACCUCCGGAUCAUCGGAUGCAUCGGGGCCAUGCUACCGAUUUGCUUGUUCAAAGCUUCGCUUCUAUUGUAAUCUUGGAGACAUUCCGCCUGUCCGAAGAAUUCCACAAACAAGAAUUCUAGCCCCCUCCCCUACCCUCCCCCCAGAAAUUCUAAAGACAACAAGGUUUCUUGCACGGACAUCCUCCCCUCCAUACAUCAUGGCGGAAGAAACCCCCCGCGUUAACGGGCAAUACCUGGGCAACUUCAGACACCGCCAUGUUCGUCUUAUCGGCAAGGUGGCACAAUUAAUGGGUGAAACGGCCGUGAUCGAUUGCACUGGCAUGGUGACCAUCCACUUGAAUCGGGAGUCGCAUUUGAGCGUGGACCAUUGGGUUGAGAUUAUCGGCAAAGUUAACGAGGACAUGUCUAUCAAAGUGCUCAACAGCACGGAUUUUGGGACCAAUAUCGACUAUACGUCGGUCGAGGCGGUUGUUGACUUGACGCACCGGUACCGAUCGAUAUUCUAUGGCGAUGCGGAAGCCAAACCAUGAUGGAGCACGAUGAGUGAUUUCAUCGAACGGAAUGCGCCUGAGGGGCAAGGCCGAAGUGGAAGCGACGCCUAUCCUGCCUAUCCUGCCUAUCCAUGGCCUGGAUAACUGUCCGAGCCCUGUGGAGUUAAAAUGAGCAUGUAUUAUAUAGGCCACAAGCCAAGACGGCCAGGCAUGUGUAAGAGCUGCGAUCUCCUGAUCCGCCUUCUAUCCCCACUGUACUGUGUAUAACAAAGC